AGAGGGGUGGCGUUUUCCCGCUGUUUGUACAGAAGGCAGUAUAUACACUUGGUUACGUUUCAGUGAACACCUACAGAAGACAUUUCGAAUAUCGGAUUUAUUUUCACAGCUGUAGCAUGGACAUAAUAUACCCCAGAUGAACAGAAUAUUCUCCCAUAUUGUCCCUGUACGUCCACGCUCCCCAUAAGGCCACAGUUUAUUGGUGAUCUUAGACAGACCUAUAUUUGAACCGCGACCGUCACAGUUUUACCAGACCUACCCUGAACUGUUACAAUGGACUAUCAUGGUUGGCGGAGGUACUUGGUGGCCGUAUGGGCGUUUGUGGAGACGUUCCUGUUUGCAGGACUGUUAUAUGGCUGGGCCUCAGUAAACUGGGUUCUCAAACAGGAAAAUGUAUAUGCUGACCUUUGUCCUCAAACUCCCUUCAAAACAAACGUGACAAUAAACGGUAGUGAUGAUGUUGUUUUUUAUGACCUCGAUGGCGACAACACGACCACGUAUAAUGGUACGGAUGUGGGACAGAGACCAACCGUGGGAUAUAGACCGCAGUGCAAACCACAAGACGAAAAAUUCGCUCUGUGCUUCACGAUCGGCUCGGCACUGUUCUGUGCAAGUUCAGCGCUAUUUGGACACAUCAACUAUAAAUUUGGAACUCGUAUUACUCGGAUAUGCUCGAUGAUCAUCUUCAUGGCGGGGACUGUCAUGUUCGCCUUCGUGGAUACAGACAGGCCCUGGUUGAUCUAUCCCGGUUUGUCCUUCAUUGGGAUGGGCGGACUUCCACUUUUGGUUACUAAUGCUCAGAUAGGCAAUUUGUUUCCCAAAGGAAGUUCGACGUGGAUAGGACUCCUUUGUGGCGGAUUUGACUGUUCAUCUGCGAUUCAGCUCCUGGUUAAAGUUGCCUACGAGGCUGGUAUAAGAAUACAAUACUCCUACGGCCUUCUGACAGGGCUACAUCUAAUGGUGGGCGUGAGCACGUUUUUUUUCCUCCCGAAGACAUUCAUCCCUCGUCCAUCAGAAACCGCCACUACUGAAGUCGCGCAAGACGAGAAAGUAGUCGACUUGCUGGAGAACGAGAAAAUGGAGCAGAGCAUCACCAACGAAAACGGACAGGUCUACGAAAAGACGACGUUUGAGGUGAGUGAUGAGAAGGCGUCUGACAUACCAUCCCUGAAGGCCUGUCUGACGUCGGCCACCUUUCUUCUUCAUGUCCUCUGGCUGUGUUUGCUGCAACUCCGCUUCUACUUCUUCUUGGCUUCUGUAAACACCUAUCUCCACAGGAUCACCAACAACGACACAUACAAAGUGAGCUAUUUUACGAAUGUGAUGAUGUACACUAUGCUGGGAGGUUUGUUUUCCUCCAUGUUUUCCGGAGUAGUGUAUGACUGGCAAAGAAGAAUGUUUCAAGAUAGUCGAAUCGCUCUUAAGCGGAAGUUGAUGCCAGCCAUUUUGCCAUUAAUGAUCACAUGUGGACUAGGCAUACUGCUGUCCGUACUUGUGCUCAUUCCCCACGAAGCGGUCCUCUAUUUCGUUUUUAUCGUCAUGACCUUGUACAGGUCAUUCAUCUACAGUGUUGGUGCCGCCUAUCUGAGUGCAAUGUUCCCUAACGAGUACUUCGGCUUACUGUACGGCAUAUGGAUCAUUGUUGCUGGUUUAGUUGGCUUUCUGCAGAUCGGGUUCUUCACCUGGGCACAGUCAUAUCUUGAAGGACCUUUUCAUGCGAAUCUGUUUUGCCUCUGUUUUGUGACCUUGUCGCUCAUCCAUCCCAUUUAUCAGUGGUGGUCAUGUCGGAGGGAAGCCUAUAAACUCUCCUAGUCACGCAUGCAAUAUGUCGAGCUGGAAGAUUGCUGUAGGAAAGAUGUGGAUACUUCGAUUUUAAAUCCGAAUUUUAUCUACUCUUGGAAGAGUGUAUGAGAGGGAAUCCAAACGUGUUAUUUGACAACCAACACGAGCAAAGAGUAAGGUGCUAGGAUGUUUUUUUUUAAUUUGUGAGAUACAUAGAAGAUGGUAAACUAGGUGCCGUAGAGGGUUUUUUGCGGUUGAGUGUUCAAGGACCACGCAUUACACGAGAACUGAAUGAGAAAGUGUGUUUCUAUCAAGAAAUUAUCUGUUUUAUUGAAGUGAUCUGAAUUGCUGUUUUGUGUUUUAAAAUUUUAUGAUUAUUCGAGAACAUGAUAAUAUCUCCACAAAAGACUUUAUGUCAAGUCAAUUUGAUUACUAUAGAUUGACAUUUUUGCGCACUCAUAUUUUGGCGCAUCAUUGCUAUUAAACAGAUUAGCGCAAGGUUGAUUGGCGCACUCUUAAUAUUUUCUGGAACAGGUGUAACUUAGUGCAACAUUUUCGACAGGAGAAUGUAAGUUUGUAGUUUAUAAUUCUAUAAACGCUAUUGAAUACGUUUUUUUUGUUGAUGCAUGUUGAUGUUAUGUAAUUUUAUUGUUAAUUUACAUUUUAAUCCAGGUGAAUGUCCUCAAGAUCAAAUGCAUUUUUAUAUUAACUUCGAUUUUAGUAUGAUUUACCAUGUAAAGUCCUGUUGAUAUCAAUCCAUGUGAUGAUUUCGCUUGAUCAGAAUAAAUUCAAUGUCGUUUGGUUUUAAUUUGCACCGAUUCAAACACAUUUCAUACAGAUCAAAUAUGUUAUAUUGCUAUUUGUUUUGUUAAAUGUUAUUUUAUUAUUGUAUAUUUUAAAUCCAUGUCAUUGUUCCUCAACAUCAUAUAACACUAGCAAUACUAGGGUUUAAUUUAAAAUUCACAAAACAAUGAUUCAAAUGGGUGUUAUUUUCUCAAAGACCAAAGGCAUUUUGCCAUCUGAUUUUUAUAAGAUCUUCCUCCUUUUCCAUUGUUUAACUUUGUUUUAUACUACUUUACUUGCAUACCUUAUACCAUUUGCAUUUAAUAUAGUUGUAAUGUCAGUUUUCUUGUUCAUGUCUGUUUGCCAUUUAUCUUUUAUUACCGUUUGCUGUCAAUUUUAUCCUUACCGUUAACGUCCUCAGGAUUGACAAUAUCAUUCCAACAUCAGUCAUACUAUUGACUUGUGCAGAAAGUAAAAAGAAAAUGUUUCACUCCUUUCGUAAAUCAAAUAGUCAUGAUGAAGUAGCAGAUUGUAUUAUUUUGAAGGUUUAAUUAUUUCUUGUCAUGCCUAACAUGACAAGUAGUUUUUGAGUUAACAACGUGUUCAGUGUAUUUUUAUAUUAUUUCUGUCAUUCAUAUUACAAUAUUAUCCUGUAUGAUGAGAAAUGUUUUCUCCCUGGUUUACUAUUACUGUUUGGGAGUUUCAUGGAGGGUGACCUUUUUGUACUAGUGGUUGUGAAGAUGAUGUUACGUGUCACAAAGCUGAUAGUGUAUUAUCGUCUGGUGUAUCAAGACGACAUAUCAUUCGUGGUUUGUGUUAAUGUCAGAUGAGCAAACAGAAAUAAACAUUAUUUUGUACUACACAGUAUGUUUAUAUUGUCUUAAUGGGAGAGCUUUUACAUUGUAUGCAUUCCGACAUACUUUGCUAGUAAAACAUGUACACUUUGUAUUUUUA
Molecule: messenger RNA, 3519 nt
Organism: Pecten maximus
Lineage: Eukaryota; Metazoa; Mollusca; Bivalvia; Pectinida; Pectinidae
Product: solute carrier family 43 member 3-like
Exons: 12
Coding region: 274-1812 (512 amino acids)
Biological process (GO): transmembrane transport
Molecular function (GO): transmembrane transporter activity
Source: RefSeq, a predicted model, not a curated record